CUCCAAAAUAAAUAACUGUAGGAGAGUUAGGCACAAGAGGAGCUGAGGGCCAAGGAACAGCCUGGGAGAGCACCUGUCUUUGGGGGUUGAUCAGGAAGGCUGAACACUGGGAGACAGUGUGGGCCACACCCACGGCUGAAGAAGAGGGCAGUCAACAUUGGCAGAUGCUGAAAGUGUGCACGGAAGCAGAGUGCAGAAGGGUGUUGGGUGCCAUGAGGGUCCUGGGUGAUCGCAGCUGAGCAGUCGGGGCAGGACCAGGCGAGAGGGGGACCAGUGAGACGAUGUGAUGAAUUCUAUUCCUGACCCAGAUGCCCUAGGCUUGGGACAAAGCUCCAUCUUAUGCCAGGUUUCCUCAGGAGCUGCCUGGAAAAUGCUGGGGCUGGUCCAGGCCCCAGACAACCCAAGACAUCCGUGCUGCGUGUACAGGGCUGGGUGCGGUGGGGCCCCAGGCCAUAGAAUUCCCAGGUGCUUUCCACCGUCUGUCUUGGGAGUGGUCAGCCCCCGGGGGCGUCCCCGCUGCUGGUGCUGGGGAAGCGGGCGGUGGGCCAGGCCACCUGCAGAGUGGGCACAGGGCAGCCGUCGGUGCCUCUUCUCUCUCACACCAUUCUCAAAGCAGGGGCAAGCCUGCCGCCCGAGACUUUCCAGCUGGGAGGUGAGCUGAGGACAGCUGCCCUACUCAAGGAAGUCUUUGUUUCCACUGGGACUGAAUGGAGCUCUGGAGGCUGGGCUGGCCGAGUGCCCCGAGAGCCCGAUGCCUGGUGGCUCACGCGGCCUCCUUGUUUGCAGGGCCUGGGCAAAAAUUUACUCUGAGUCCCACUCUUCGCUCCAGCCAGGCCUCAGUCCCAUCCAGGGAAGAGGAAACCUUUGCUAAUUAACUAGCAAGUAGCCCUGGAAGAACCUGUAUUCAUCCCUGGACUUGGGCUUUGGAAGUACCAGAUAAACACCUGAGCCUUAAAAAACAAACCGUCAGCCAGGGCCCAGUAGGAAGAUGGGCUCCCGUGGACAGGGACUCUUGCUGGCAUGCUGCCUGCUCCUGGCCUUUGCCUGUGGCCCGGUCCUGAGCCGUGUGCCCCAUGACCAGCGGGACCAGCAGGCGUGGGAGGGGAAUGAGGAGCUGCCGUCCCCGCCGGACCAUGCCGAGAGGGCCGAACAACAUGAAAGAUACAGCCCCAGCCGGGGCGAGGGGCUCCCGGCUUCCCAGUGUUUGCGCUGCUGCGACCCCGGGACCUCCAUGUACCCGGCGACGGCAGUGCCCCAGAUCAAUAUCACCAUCUUGAAAGGCGAGAAGGGGGACCGCGGAGAUCGAGGUCUUCAAGGAAAAUACGGCAAGACAGGCUCAGCAGGGGCCAGGGGCCACACUGGACCCAAAGGGCAGAAGGGCUCCAUGGGGGCCCCCGGGGAGCGGUGCAAGAGCCACUACGCCGCCUUCUCGGUGGGCCGGAAGAAACCCAUGCACAGCAACCACUACUACCAGACGGUGAUCUUCGACACGGAGUUCGUCAACCUCUACGGCCACUUCAACAUGUUCACCGGCAAGUUCUACUGCUACGUGCCCGGCAUCUACUUCUUCAGCCUCAACGUGCACACCUGGAACCAGAAGGAGACGUACCUGCACAUCAUGAAGAACGAGGAGGAGGUGGUGAUCCUGUUCGCUCAGGUGGGCGACCGCAGCAUCAUGCAGAGCCAGAGCCUGAUGCUGGAGCUGCAGGAGCAGGACCAGGUGUGGGUGCGCCUCUACAAGGGUGAGCGUGAGAACGCCAUCUUCAGCGACGAGCUGGACACCUACAUCAUCUUCAGUGGCUACCUGGUCAAGCACGUCUCCGAGCCCUAGCUGGCCAGCCACCGCCUUUCCUCUGCCACCUUCUGCCCCUGCGCCGUGCGGACCCCACCGCCUCUUCCCCGACCCCUGGACUCCGCCUCCCGGCUUUGGCAUUCAAUGACACACCCUGCGCACUUGGAAAGCCGGAGCAGCCAGUGCUCCCAGAUCCUGCAGCCUCUGGAGAGAGCUGAUGGCAGAUGACAUCGCCAGGGCAGGGUGCCUGCAAGAACCCUCGGGGGCCUUCCGCUGCCCUCUCUGCAGGCAUCCUCAAGUAACCCCACGCAGCGAGACGUGUGUGGCGGCAGGGUGUCCCAGGGUGUGGCACUGUGGCUCCAGUCCUUGGAAAUAAUUAGGCAAAUUCUAAAGGUCUCGAAAGGAGCAAAGUAAAAAUCAUGGAGGACAAAGAAGAGCGCUGUUACUUUUGUCUUUCCAGCCAGCCUGCUGGCUCCUGAGAGAGGGGCUUUUGCACUGGAGCUCCGCUUAAGAGAAGGUCCGAAGUUAAAGCCAUGGGGCCCGGGGAGGGGGCUGGGGGUCAGAAAGCAUCUCAGGCUUAAUUCUUUUAAGCCACGUAGAGACUUUGAGGGACAGGUGGACCCCGACAUCCCUGUGGCCUUGUCCAAGAGCUCAGCUGGUCUUUCUGAGUCACAGCUGCGAGGGGAUCGGGGCUGGGGUCGCAAGCAUCGGCCCCCCAGAGGGACAGCUGAGUGCUCUGCCAUUGGCUCUGGGCUGGCAGAAGCAGCCGAAGGCUCCUGACAGUGGCCAGGGACCCCUGGGUCUCCCAGGCCUGCAGAUGUCUCCACGGGGGCAGAGCUCCUGGUGUAUCCAUGUGUGGCUGCUUCACCCCCUGUGCCACUCCAGAGCCCCGGGUGGGGGUCCCUGGUGUCAGCUUUCUGUGUUGCCUCCCAUGUUUACCAGCCCCAGAAGGUUCUGGGCCCUUGGCUUCUGUUUUUAAUAAAAUGCCUCACGCAGCACCGCAGUCUCCUCGUGGGCUAAGCAUCCCCAUUUCCACGUGUGCUGUGUUGGUUUGCAGCGAGGCUGAUCCAGACCCCUUCCGCCCGCCUCUGCCCUCACCCCAGCCUCUGACCAGCAGCCUGAGAGGGGCUUUCUCUGGGCUUCAGAGCAGGUGGAGCUGGAAGGGGCUGGAAAGCUCCUGCUUGCCUGUUUCUCAGGCUCCUGUGAGCCUCAGUCCUGAGACCAGAGCCGAGAGGAAGUGCAUGUCCCAACCCCCCAGAUCGGGACUCACUCUCAGGAGCCGGGUGGCAGGAGAGGCAACACCCCUUCGGCAAUUUCCAGACCACCUGGAGCAGGGCCGAGGUGUCUCUGCGGUGCCCUGGCAGGGCUGCCAGCGUUCUCUCCAGGAACCCCGUGGCCCCUCUCCACCUCACCCCACGUUGAUGCCCAGGGUCACUCUUGCUACUUGGUGGCCCCCAAACCCCCGGUGCCUGUCCUUCUUCCCUCCCCAUCCCCCACCUGGUUUUGACUAAUCCUGCUUCCCUCUCUGGGCCUGGCAGCCGGGAUUGGGGUCUGUACAUCCCUCUCUUUAAGGAACUUCCACGGGUCUCCUGAAAGCCGAAUCCCCGCGGGCAUGCCUGGAAGCAGGGUGUCGCUCGCUGCUGACUCGCUCCCCCAGCUCUUUCAGAAAACAUUAAACUCAGAACUGUUUUUCAGCA
This is a messenger RNA of Saimiri boliviensis boliviensis (Bolivian squirrel monkey), 3489 nucleotides long. RefSeq names its product C1q and TNF related 1 (gene C1QTNF1). Gene Ontology annotation, molecular function: protein binding. The record is from RefSeq and is a predicted model, not a curated record. NCBI's taxonomy places the organism in Eukaryota, Metazoa, Chordata, Mammalia, Primates, Cebidae.